AUGUGGUUGUGGGAGAAGGAACGAAGACCCUUCCUUGCCUCAGAAUGUACUGAGCUACCUAAAGCUGAGAAGUGGAGACGACAGAUCAUUGGAGAGAUCUCUAAAAAAGUGGCUCAAAUUCAGAAUGCUGGCUUAGGUGAAUUCCGAAUUCGUGACCUGAAUGAUGAAAUUAACAAACUUCUAAGAGAGAAAGGACACUGGGAGGUCCGGAUAAAGGAGCUGGGCGGUCCUGAUUAUGGAAAAGUUGGCCCUAAAAUGCUGGAUCAUGAAGGGAAAGAGGUCCCAGGAAAUCGAGGUUACAAAUACUUUGGAGCAGCAAAAGAUUUGCCUGGUGUUAGAGAACUAUUUGAAAAAGAACUCAGAGCUGAAUUAGUGGAAAAAUGGAAAGCAGAGAGAGAGGCCCGGCUGGCAAGAGGAGAAAAGGAAGAGGAGGAGGAAGAGGAGGAAGAGAUCAACAUCUAUGCAGUCACCGAGGAGGAGUCUGAUGAGGAAGGCAACCAGGAGAAAGGAGGAGAAGACGGGCAGCAGAAGUUUAUUGCUCAUGUCCCUGUGCCAUCACAGCAAGAGAUUGAGGAGGCACUUGUGCGAAGGAAGAAGAUGGAACUCCUCCAGAAGUAUGCAAGUGAGACCCUGCAGGCCCAGAGUGAAGAGGCCAGAAGACUUCUGGGAUAUUAGGGCUCAGUGAGAGCUAUCCUUAGGGUCUGGAAAUCUCCUCGGAGUCCUUCACUCCCCAGCUCAUGCUUGCAUUAAUCCACAGAGCUCUGUUGUCCUGGGAUUUCAGAUUAGCAGGCUAGUGCUGCGAGGCUUCCUGCUAUUUCUUACUGUUUAUUCUCCUCUUACCUUUUCUUACCUCAUCUACUGAUCUCAGGGGAGAAGUCUGCCCCAUCCCUCCCUGACAGGCUAUCUACAUGCUAAACACUUCAGCCAUCACCUUUGUACAAAUGUUUUGCUACUGUAUCAACUCACUUAUUUUUAUCUUCAGUGUGCAAAAUAGGCUGCUAACUGGCUGCCUGUAAGUGUUUUAUUUAGCCUUCUACUGUCAUUUGGCAGGAGGGCGAUCAAUUAGUUACUACUGUUAAAAAAAUGUGGUUUUUUUCUAAAAAGACAUAUUUUUAAUUACUCUAGAAAAAUGAGAUGUGUCAACCCUGAGCCCACAUCCCACAUGUUAACAGCCAGCCAUGGUUGUCCUUUUUUGGACUGGACACAGUUCUCCAUGGCCUAGUCAGCCUGCCCCAUUCCCUCCUGCUCACUUGGCAGGAAACUUAGUUUGCUACUUCUGUUUUAUUACUGGUUCUACAGAGAGCUAUUAAAGAUUUUUGUAUGAAAGAAAAACC
Molecule: messenger RNA, 1334 nt
Organism: Hipposideros armiger (great roundleaf bat)
Lineage: Eukaryota; Metazoa; Chordata; Mammalia; Chiroptera; Hipposideridae
Gene: ISY1
Product: ISY1 spliceosome associated protein
Exons: 8
Coding region: 1-675 (224 amino acids)
Biological process (GO): generation of catalytic spliceosome for second transesterification step
Source: RefSeq, a predicted model, not a curated record